UCGGACAUGAAGGUUUAAAGGUGCGCGUCCUCGCCUCGGAGUGUCAGGGGUGUCAGGGAUGCGGCGCAUGCUCUGCAAGUUCAUUUCAUCCCUGCCUGCCACGGAGCAGCAGCGUCCUGCUAAGAGAAGCCAUCAAGUGGAAAUGUUGUGCAUCUGCAGGGAGCCCUGGCCCCGGAGCUCCGCCGGGCAAGCUGAGGAGGCCUGAGCGGUCUCCACCUCCGGAUUAGAUGGUGGCAGAAAGCAAGUGUGCAUGAGAAGAUAAACAGAGGCUGUCCAGCCUGCACCGCUGAUAAGCAGGAGCUGUGAGUCCACUCUCCCUUUGGUUGACAUUGUUGCUUUUUUGGGCCUCUUUGUGUGCCAGACUGUGUUUGUGGGAGUAGAUGUACCUAUUAAUAAUACAUGUAAUGGGCAGCAGCCCCUGAACUGUUGAUGUGGGCUUGGAACUGGGGCAGGUUUGACUGGGAAUAAUGGCUGAGCACGAGGAAGCGGAGUUGUCGGAGUCCCUUCAGAAGGAGGACGGGUUUUCCAGUGAGCUGGAGGAGCCAGGUACAGACUUCAAAUCUAAAAGUUUGCCUAUUUUAAAUGAAGAAGCGCCCCAAGAGGAAACCUUACUGGCUGGUUCUGUGUCCAUAACGGCGGAGGAGAGCGCAGAAUUUAUCCAGCUCCCGGCCAAGACUGAGUCCUUUCAGGCCGAGUCCCCAACAAGAACAAACUACCUGCCCAAGCCGGGGAAGUCGGCGCUGAACAGGCCGAGCUCGUACAUGGAGAACACGGAGAUCCGUAGGAGUAAAAACAUGGCGAGAAGGAAGCCCCCGGGGUUUUUUGCUUCCAGGCUUACACGGAUUCAUCUGCCCAGUCGGAAGUACCUGAGCGUUAUUUUACAGGACUCCCGCUGCUUCCUGUUCUGCAUGUGCUACCUGACGUUCAUCCAGUCGCUCAUGGUGUCCGGCUACCUCAGCAGUGUCAUCACCACCAUCGAGAAGAGGUACAGCCUGAGGAGCUCAGAAUCAGGCCUCCUCGUCAGCUGUUUUGACAUAGGGAGCCUCCUGGUGGUCGUCUUCAUCAGCUACUUUGGCGGGCGGGGCCAGAGGCCUCGCUGGCUGGCAGUAGGCGGAGUCUUCAUUGCUGUGGGUGCCGCCCUCUUCUCCUUACCUCACUUCAUCUCCCCGGCCUACCAGAUCCAGGAGGUCAACUCGUCCUCUGCCAACGAGGGCCUGUGCAUGAACAGCAAUGCCAGCGGCAGGGACCGUGUCGACAUCACUUCCUGUCCCAGAGACCAGGAGGGCAACGAGCACAACCUGUACGUGGCACUGUUCGUUAUCGCUCAGAUCCUGGUGGGCAUGGGGUCCACGCCCAUCUACACGCUGGGACCCACCUACCUGGAUGACAACGUCAAGAAGGAGAACGCCUCGCUGUAUCUAGCCAUCAUGUACGUGAUGGGAGCACUGGGUCCAGCCGCUGGUUACCUGCUGGGGGGAGUCCUCAUCGGCUUUUACGUGGACCCCAAGACUGUCGUCAACAUCGAUCAAAGCGACCCCCGCUUCAUCGGCAACUGGUGGAGCGGGUUCCUGCUGUGUGCCGUGGCCAUGCUGCUGGUCAUCUUCCCCAUGUUCACCUUCCCCAAGAAGCUGCCGCCCCGACACAAGAAGAAAAAGAGGAGGAAAAAGCUAAGCCUGGACGACCUGUCCAGCGACGACGACGUCCUCAAGGAAAAGAGCAACAACAACAAGAGCCAGGCGGUCACCUCGUCCAUGGGCUUCGGCAAGGACAUCAAAGACCUGCCCAAAGCAGCAGUGAGGAUUCUCAGCAACGUGACCUUCUUGUUCGUCAGCCUCUCCUACACAGCAGAAAGCGCCAUCGUCACCGCUUUCAUCACCUUCAUCCCCAAAUUCAUCGAAUCGCAGUUUGGCAUCCCGGCCUCCAGUGCCAGCAUCUAUACUGGUGUGAUUAUUGUGCCCAGUGCCGGUGUGGGCAUCGUGCUGGGUGGCUACAUCAUUAAGAAGCUGAAGCUGGGAGCUCGUGAGUCGGCCAAGCUGGCUAUGAUCUGCAGCGGAGUCUCCCUGCUCUGUUUCUCCACACUGUUCAUCGUGGGCUGCGAGAGCAUCAACCUGGGAGGAAUCAACAUCCCCUACACCACUGGACCAACUCUCACCAUGACCCAGAGGAACCUGACAGGGGGUUGUAAUGUGAACUGCGGCUGUAAAAUCCACGAGUACGCUCCAGUCUGCGGCUCAGAUGGCAUCACCUACUUUAACCCCUGCCUAGCCGGCUGCAGCAGUGUGGCCAACGACAGCACCGGGAUCCGUAACUACUCGGAUUGCGCCUGCGUCCAGAGCCGGCAGGUCAUCACGCCGUCUUCCAGCGGUCAGGGCAGCAACCAGCUGCAGCUCGUCAUCGUCAAGACCUACCUGAAUGAGAAUGGCUAUGCCGUGUCGGGGAAGUGCGACCGCACCUGCAGCACCCUCAUCCCCUUCCUCAUCUUCCUCUUCAUUGUCACACUCAUCACUGCCUGCGCCCAGCCCUCCGCCAUCAUCGUCACGCUCAGGUCUGUAGCGGAGCAGGAGAGGCCAUUCGCUCUGGGAAUGCAGUUUGUUCUCCUCAGGACUCUCGCCUACAUCCCGACGCCCAUUUACUUCGGCGCCGUCAUCGACACCACCUGCAUGUUGUGGCAGCAGGACUGCGGCGUCCACGGCUCCUGCUGGGAGUACGACGUCACCUCCCUGCGCUUCGUCUACUUUGGCCUGGCCGCCAGCCUCAAGUUCUUCGGCUUCCUCUUCAUCUUCCUCACCUGGUACUCCAUCAAGUACAAGGAGGAGCGAGUGGAGCGCUGGCUCAAGCGCCAUCUGUCACCCGUCGACACCGUGGGCAGCCUUGUCUGCCACCCGGGCGGCCACAAGGGCCACGCCCGCACCCGCUCCUGCCCCGUCAACAUCCCUCGAACCGACCCCAACGGUCUGCCAGCUAAUGCACCACCACGUGCCGGCCCCCUCAACCGCGGCGUCAGCACCCAGAGUUGCCCCGGUAAUGAGCUUAAAGCAAUAACUCCUCCCCCUGCAGCCACGCCAUCACCUGCAGUACCCCCCGCCCCCGCCCAGGCCCAUUCGCUGGAACAUGUUUCAGUCCGAGUCUGAGUUUCGGGAAGGGGGGAGGGUGACAAGGCAGGUCCCACUCUGACGUUUUAUUCUAAAAUCCAGCUGAGUGGAUUUUAGCCACUGUCGAAGGCACCAAUCAUCAGGUCCUGCUCUCAUCUCAUAACUCCGGCUGGUAAAAACUCAAAGUGGCUUUUACGUUUUGUCUGCACCACCAACCAUCAGCUGGAGGACCUGAUUCAUUCAGCAGCUCCAGACCCGUGGUCGAAUGAUGGUGAGUUGGACUAAUUUGGGGACCAACCAGCCUGGAGUCCCUCUGACACGAAAAAUCUGCUUGGUCGGUGAAAACGUUGAAAGCAGCCGGGUGUUUUCUUUGUGAUCCAUCAGCCGGUGCAGGUGGACAAAAGCUUAGCUCCCCCACUUUGGAGGGAGGAGAGUUCAUCACUCAACCUAACCCCAACACCCCCCCCCCCCCCCACACCUCGGCAAUAUGUGCCUUCUGUCACCGCGGUCCUCACAUGUACAGUAUACGUGCAGACACACUGACACGGUGGACGUCCCUCAGACAGACUGUGGUCACCCUGUAGGAAUAAGAGUCACCUGAACAGAUACCUCAGCUUUGCCAAUCCUCCUGCUUCCCCCUCGCCUCACGUCUGCGUGCUUCUUCUUAUCUGCAUUUGUGUUUUUAUUUCCUUCACCGUCGUGUGGAUUUUUGUUUUUGCAUAUCAGCGCUCUCACGGAACAAGAAAAAAAAAACCUACAGAAAUGUGAUACACUGCAAUUAAGUGUUAAGAACUGGAAACCGAUGGCAUGGUGCUAUGUGAAAAACAGUGUUUAGUGUCCAUUUUUUUGUUCUUUUUGGUCAUUUUAUUUUUUAGGGUUAAAAACACUUGAAAAGAACCCAACUGGACAACUGGACAGGUCACUGGGCUAAGCAGCUUGGCGCACACAGAAUGCAUUCCUGUCCGAUGCAAGGCCUUUUGUUGCUCCCCUGACACAAUGACACGUAGUAUUACCGCUGCAAGUCGGAUUGUUUGGCUUGUGCCAGCUCCAUACAAUGCAUCCAUACAUCCGAGCUGUUUCCCUCCUGACUUGGCACCGUGAUAAGUGGUUUAACUUAAAAAGAAUAGGAUCAGCAUUUUCCUCCUGACCACAUUCCUGGCUGGACGAGUCACCGGGGAUCCUCCACACGUCUGGAAGAAUACGGAAAAGAAAAAACAAUGCUUGGAGUUUUUAUGAGAUUGGACCGGGAAAGCGCUCUGGCACUCUUGACGUACUGUAUUUCUAUCAAUGAGAUGCAGCCAGUCAUUUACCCACAGUAACAUCAACGUUUGUACCGAACACGUAGGCAGACAAGUAGUCGACCAUCACGUAGAGGUCAUAGUGUAGUCAUCUAUUCCUCAUCAGCUCCGGAAAUGAAAGCUGCUGGUGAAUUCUGGGAUGUUACCCUGAGUGGAAAGUUAGUUUCUUGCUCUGCAUCCUGUUGGUUAAUUGUUAAACUGUAGUCCCAAUGAUUUAUGGGUAAUGAUGACUGAAAAUGAUUUGCAGUUUUCUUUGCCACAUAUCAGACAACAGUUUGCAUACAUGCAGGUUAAAGUGUGGAAAGUAAGGUUUCCAGGGCGUGGAAAGUUUAAGAGUUUAGCAAAGUCACUGGAAAAAUACAGAAGAAGCUGCUGUUCACUGUUGAGCUGCAGCUGAUGAUUGUUUUCUGUACCUAUAAAUCUACUGAUUAUUCUUUAAAAUUAAUCAAUUCUUAAAAGUAGUGGAAAAAUGCCCAUCACAGUUUCUCAGAGCCCAAUGCGACAUCUUCAAAUGUCUUAACCCAAAACCCCCAAAAUCCACAGAAAAGCAUCAAACACUCUCUCAUUUGAGUAGCAGCAACCUUUAAAUGUUGAGAUAAAUGACUCACAUGGAUUAAUCAGAACUGUUGAUUAAAUUUCUGUAUUAUUGAUAAUUGUUUUAGCACUAAAUCAGUCAGACAGGUUGUUUAACAGUUAUGGGCCAGUAGUUAAUGUGCAGAAUAAUGUUUGCUGCAGCCAAGCAAUUUAUUACACUGUAAAAAAAAUUCUUCAACCGCACAAGUAGUUUGGGUCUAAUAUUGAGCUCUAAAAUCUUCUGUUUUCUAUCGAGCCCCUAAAGUCCUAAACGGUGAUUUUUUUUUUCUUUUGCGCACAAGUUAGUUAUCUUGUGGAAAAUCAGCCUUUUAGUUCAGUCAGGACCACUUCAGUCAAAGAAAACUUUAUUUCCAUUUGCAGUAUUAUAUUUGGCGGUAUGGCUCUGUUCUGGGGCCUCUCUGUCUUUCCAAGGCCUACACAGAAAGCCUAAGGUAGAUAGAGCAAACCUCUCUGCUCUUCCAUGUGCCUACGUGGAAAGCCCAAGGUAGGGAGAGCAGCAGCAAAGACAAACAGAAAUGACACUGAUAAGUCAGACACAACAUGAAAAGGAGGAGCUGGGGUGGAGGCAGGUUGUAAAGCAGCCUCUUCCACGUGCCUACGUAGAAAGCAUAAGGCAGAGAGAGCACACCUUUCUGCCCUUCCACGUGCAAAUGAGGAAAGCCUGAGGCAGAGAGAGCACACCUCUCUGCCCUUCCAUGUGCCUACAUGGAAAGCCUAAGGCAGGGAGAGCAGUAGCAAAGACCCCCAGGAACAGACAGAAUAGCGUCAAUGACAAACAGAAAUGACAUUGAUAAGUCAGACACAGCAUGAAAAGGAGGAGCUGGGGUGGAGGCAGGUUGCAAAGCGGCUUACAGAGGAAGCAGCAACAGUAGGCAGGCCAGAGCAGUUUAAAUAGGGCGCCCUGAAUGAGAUUCACCAAUUGGUUACAUAGAAAUGAAUCAUGUGAUCUUUCAGCUGCUCCAUCAGUUGAUUGGCUGUCUGAGAUCAGCUAAUGUAGCUGGGAUGUGAGCUGAGCUUGACGUUGUGUCCUGCCUGAACUAACAAGCAACAACCAAAAAACACCAGUAAAGUGGCGAGAACCUGAACUGAUGUAAAAUUAUAGCCCAGCCCACCGGGUUGGGUCCCAGGUGGAGGUUCAGGCCGUAUUGCGCUCAGGCAGAGAAUCAAAGUUCAAGUUCCCACAAGAUAUUAACUUGUGCACACAAGAAAAAAAAUGUCAGGCUAGAAAAUUGAUUGCAACCUUUAAAAUGUCAGUUAACUUUUAAUAUAAUGAUCUCACCUCAAACUUCAUGUCGUAGCUGCUUUGGAGCUUUCUAUCACAUCAGACUAUCUUCAUCAGUAGGUGGAGUUUGCCAAGUUGACAUCAGACUGUAGAUGUUAAAAUUUAUUUUGUUCUCUUAACACUUCUGGGACUUCUUGUCCAUCUGACGUUGGCCGAGGUUCAUUGUGACUUUGGAAACAGCAACUGACAAAACAGUCCCACCCCAAGGUCCAUCCAGUGACUGUGUUUAGUCACAUUGUAUGAGGUUGUUUUGUCAGCUGCCGAUUCCAACGUCACAAAUGAACUUUGAAGCUCAGAAACAUGUUUCAGAAGUUUUCGACAGAUGAGUGUCUCCAUUUGAAAAGAAGGCAGAAUAAGGCAUCAGGACGUUUGCUGAAACCACACUGGCAGAUUUUUUCAUUUUUUUGAAGUAAAUGAGACUCGGUAACAAACAAACCACCAUAAUCCUCUAAUCUCAUAAUAAUUCAAAGCCUCUCUGGCAUUCUGAAGAGAAAAAUGUUUUAUGUUUAGUUAGUUCAUAAAGUAAUUAAAGUUUGGGAUUUAGCUGUGUAUGGAAGAAAUUAAAUGCUGUAGUAAUUAGAAUUUUUACAAGCAGCUGAAUUGUAACAUUUAACCUCUAAACAUGUAAUGUUGAAAUAUAAAUGCCACUGAGAUGUUUUACUUUGAAAACCAUCUGUUUGAUUUUGAAAACAGAAUUUAUUUCAGAUCAGAUCAAACUACUAACUAACGGCAAUUUUUCACGCAAUUUUUUUCAUGUUGAACCUUGAUGUCCUGAUUUCCCCAAUCUCCAAUUCAAGCAACAUGAUUUUGACUGUAAUUGAACCUUAGUAAAUUAGGUUGAAUUUUUAGGUUAGUUUUUUUAAUACUCAACAAUUUUUUAAACCUUAAAAUCACCUGAAAAUAAUUAUGGCUUUGUAUGUUUCUGCAAACCACGGAUACAUUACAUUUGCACGCUAUUAUGUAGGCGGAUACCUUUGAGCUUUAAGAAGAAGAAUAUCUUUAUUAAACCCCAGGGGGAAAUUAAUUUUUUUGUUGUCAUAUACACACAGGUCCAAAAUACAUACACAAACACCAACAAAACCUAUACAUGCAUUAAAUUGGAGAUGUCAGGGUGAGGGGGCUGCCCAUGGGCGCUCCAAGCAGUUAGGGGCUUGGCGCCUUACUCAGUGGCACCUCGACAGUGCCCAGGAAAUGAACUGGCGACCCUCCAGUUCCCAACUUUUCCUCCCUAUGGAUUGAGCUACUGCCGCCCCAUUUCAAGAACACUGUGGAUAACGUGUGGUAAGGUAGUUUGUUGUAGCUGUUGUUGUAGUUUGUUGGGCUCACAGCGGUCUGCAGCUUGGCAAAUUCAGCUUGUGUAUUUCUUCACUUUUGAAACGUGCAAAUGUAACGUAUUUCUUGGUUUGCAAUAUCGUACAAUACCAAUAUUUUCUUGUGGCAACUGGUCUGCAAACAACUGCUGUACUGAAAUUUGCCAUGUGAAAAUUUCAGAGCCCUUCUGUGCAGAGUUUGCAUGCUCUUCCCGUGUCAGCAUGGGUUUUCUCUGGGCACUCCGGUUUGUCCCACAGUCCAAGAACAUGCAGGUUAAUUGGUGACUCAAAAUUGGCUUCAGGUGUGAAUGGUUGUCUGUCUCUAUGUGUCAGCCCUGUGAUAGUCUGGUGACCUGUCCAGGGUGUACCCUGCCUGUCACUCAGUGUCAGCUGGGAUAGGCUCCAGGCCCCCACGACCCCCAGUAAGAUAUGUGGCAUGGAAAAUGAAUGAAUGAAUGAAACAUGUUAGAGAAUUUAAACCGUAUAAACUCAGAUGAAUGGUUUUCAAAGUAAAAUACUGCAAUGCUAUAAAUUUUAAUUUCAACAUUAAGUAUUAACCAAUGGUUUCAUCUCACAGUUAGACAAUCAGCUACUCAUAAGAAUACAGAUUAUUAUGGAGAUAAUUUCCUUCCUCUGUGGUUGUGGGGCUGAAAAAUUCCACACUCUACAAAGUUAAAGGGUCAAUUCGAGGCAUUUCUGGAUAAACAGUACGCACUUUUCAAUAACUUAAAGCAGUAUUAUUAUUUCCUAAAGAGCAACCUUGAUGCCUGAGACAGUGUUACAGCAGUGUGGCUGAACACCCUGUGAUUGGGACGGUCCUGCUGCCUGUGGAGGCUCAGUGUUACAUGUAUAUAUGAGACACGUAUAAGAUGCAGUAGUGGUGAGCUGUCACAUCAGCUGCUGUCCUCUGAGGACACCUGCUGGUUAGAUGUGGGACAGCAUGUAGAGACAGGAAGGCUUGAAUUUGACAAACAUCACGUCUCAGAUCAGGACAAAAAAGAGAGGGGAUGUGAUUGUGAUAGACAAAAAAAAAAAAAAAAAAAGCCAGCAGUGUGAUAAGAGAAUAAAUAAGUCCUAAUUUGCUGCUCUACACACAGAUUGUGUCUCAUACAAUCAGUGCUUUUACAUUUGAGACUUCUGAAUUGAAGAUUGUUCAACAUUUUCACCAUCAUUUUAAUCUGCUGAUUAUUCACUGGAUAGUUUUGUGUGUAAAAUGUCAGAAGAGAAAAAUGCCUGUUACAAUGUCCAAUUGUUUAAAAAAAAAAAAAAAAGUAUUGUUUUUAUACAGAGGGGUUUGUUCAUGUAUCAUUCAAAAACAUGGCAAAAAUUGUUUGUUUUUCACUGUUGGCAGUAUUUUCUGAUUUAUAGAAUGAUAAAAAAAAAAAAAUGAUAUUUUAAAAAAUCCCUCUGUAAAAACUUUGACUUUAGUAUGACAACAAAGUUAAACAAGAAUUUUGAACAUGGCUUUAUCCAUUGUUCAGAUUCCUACUCCGGAAAUGUAUCCAAAUUAGCUCAUAUUUAAUUAGAUGAUAUAUGAUUUGCAUAUUUAAACAUAAAAUUUCAGUAACCUGUGAUUAAUUGUGUUAUUGUAAGUAACCAACAGGGGAAGAUUUAUGGUUACCUGUUAGUUAAAAAUUGUACCCCAUUCACCUGCAGUGUCUCCUCUUAAAUUGAACAAAACUUCUCAUUAUUUGACAAGUUGGGGUCGGAAUCUGAGUUCGAUGCAAAAUCUCAAAUGUAAAAACAACUCUAACAUCAGAGGCACAAACUGGAGCUGAUGUUUUAACGAGCUUCAAGGCUCCAGUGAAAGAUAAAAUGUAGAAUGUGGUGCACAGACAAAGAUUAGAGCUCUCGUUGUUUAUUGUGUGGUAUCUAGAUGAACUUUUAAGAUGACAAAUUGAAGGGGGAAGAGGAUAAAUAUCGUACAUAGCCGCUCAGUCAGACACGCCUUUGAAGAGAAAAGUCCGAUGGACACAAAAGAACCACUCUCCGAUGAAUAAAAAGGGGGGAAUGUAGUCGGUGAUCACCUGCCAAAAAGCAGCAAAGAAGAAAACUUGACGCAUGGUUUCAGUAGUCAACACAGUAGAGACAGUAGACUAGAGUAGAAACACACAACACGACAUUCCAUUUUCAUGUAAAGCGAGAAAACAACAGAUACAAAACACGACUAACUCCAGUGUGGAUCUGUGUAGUGUUAGUGAAGCACUGAAAUACUCAUCCACCCACGUCCUGUCUCUGUGUGCCUACAUUUCUCUUUUUAAACUGCUGUUUCACUUUGUUUCUGUGACGCUCCCGAUCAGCCGGGGUUUCAAAUCAUCAACGACGCUGAGAGGAUGAAAUGUUGAGUCCACCUUCCUGAGAGCUUCUCUGUGAAUCUUCAUCUUUUAUUCAGUAACAGUAGCUACCUCUUUUUUUUUUCUUUAAUUUGAUUUUGUGAAAAUAGUUUUAUCGGACAUAGUGGUGUUAUUAAUGUUUCUUACUGUCAACACAUCCCAUGAAAAGACCAAAACCAACAAUGUGUUUGUCUGUCUCGGAAUAUUUUCUGACUUCCUGUUUGUGGCUCUCAGCUCUGAGCCCAUUGGUUCCUACUUAAGAUGUAAAUCUCUAAAAACAUAAACAUAUAGUUUCAUCAGUAGUUUUCUUCUCUUUAAAUAAAAAAAAAACAGAGGAAAUAAUGGAUUUGUUGGGGACUGUUUUCAGCGGCGGAUUAAUCCACAUUUGGAUUCAAAAGUCAAAAUCAAUGACUGUACGUAAAUGUGGCCGACCACUUUCUCCCAGCCAAAAUAUUCUGGAUAUGGCCGCUACCAGUUGGCACUGGUGACAUCAUUUGGAGCCAGAGACUGCACAGUUAAUGAUCUCCCGGGUAUCAAGUUCUCGCCGUCCAACCAGUCACAAGCAGCGCCAUUGAUUAUGAGCACUCCAUUGGCACACCAGCUGUCAAUUAUGACAUCACACCCUUUUUAAAAAAUGUAAUGACCAUUUAAAACCAAACUAAUCUGAAAAUUAAGCGCUUGAACAUCAGCGUAAUAAGAACUAUGUAAAACGACAGAAACCAUCUUCAGGAAGAAUUUAUUGACGUGUACUUUGGUCAUUGAGGGUGCUUUCAGACCUAGAGUUGCUUUGGUCCGAAUCAGAGACUAAUGUUACAAAGUUGUAUAAUUGCCUAGAGCUGGUUCAUGUUCUCACGGCAGCAUUUACCAGUGGACCAGAUCAAAUGCUUGCGCGAGACAGCUGCUCUUGAUUGGUCAGAAUUUAGCACUGGUUAUCGUGUACUGUCAUGUUUCGUGUUGCUGUCAUUGCUGUCGAUCUUUAUAUACAGUCUACAGUCAGAAAAAACAACAGGCUGAUAAGAUAAAGAAAAUACACUCACUGUUGGUUUUUGUUAUUUCAAUGGGAUUUGUUUAUGAUUAAAACAAUCACUACAUUUAUCCUUUAAGGUCUGGUCCACAUAGACACAGGUACUUUUUAAACAUAGGUUUUUCUAAGGGUUUUGACCGUUUGUCUACAUGCAUGCUGCCUCGUUGGUCGCUGAAAACAACCUUCAUCUAGUGUGAAGAUAUUCAGAAACUCAGUUUUCAGUGUUGAGUUUUUGGCUCGAGAUGUCAGAGGACAUGACCAAUAGCGCUGGCCAAGGCCAAGUAGCCUCACAGAAUUAGCUUCUGAUUGGCUAACUUUUUCUUUUUGUGGCUUCAGGGUUGCGGUUAUAUCCCUGCCUGUUGAUUUGACGUGUUCUUGACUGUGCUGUGUUUUUGCGUUUUCCGUUGGACAGUGCCUGUGGGGAUGGGGAUUUUUUUGGAGAACAAAGAAGAGAAAAACCGUGAUUUAAAAAUGCAUUUAUAUAAGUGGACCAGGCCUACGUCUUGAUCCAGGGCCUCAUUUGUGAUAUAAAAACGGGCAAAAUGUGGCCCAACUUGGCGAGCUUUGGGAAAAAAAAGAGUAAAGUCAUAUUUUCAUUUCUGUUUUACAAACAUCCUCUAUAGCUCCAUAAACAAUUAAUAUCCAUCUUCUCAUCUCACUCUCGGAAAAAUAAAGCAAAUAAAUUACCUAAAUGCUGAACUAUUUCUUUAAAAACACCAACGCAUCAGACAUAACCCUGUUAUUUCUUUUGGGGUUUUUUUGCCUCCAUCAACCCAAAAGUAAUUUAUUUUUGUUAAAUUACAUGCUACAUUAAUGCCAUAAUUUCACAUUUGGUGGCUUAAUAAUCGUUUUGAAAGCUGAAAAAAAUGCAGUAUUUUGGACAAUUUUUUUUUUUUUUUUAAACAGGUUAAAGGACCUAAAGUAUUCUGAAACUCGCUCAACAUGUAGUUUAAAAAUGCUAGAAAGAAACAUCUUAAACCUGUGCUUUUGAGAUAUUCAGUCUGUUGUCAGGUCAUCUCAGUAUUUCAUCCUCACAUUGUUGACUACACUGACAUCUGUGGACACCAGCUCCAGGGUUUUACAGUGUCACUCAUUUUAUCCCCCUUUCACCUCCACUUUGGGACUAAGGAGUCGUUUACCUCCAUGUGUCGUGCAGUCGUUUCAUGUAGUAAUGUGGCAUCAUUUUCAGACUGUGACUACAGACAAAGACUCUGGAUCUGUAUGAACUCCUUCAGGCAGAUGUAGGUUAGAAUAUUCUCUGUUUACUUUCUUUUCUUUUUUAAAAUCAGUAUUGUAUUUAUUUCAGAAGGACAGUGUUUUUGACUGACUGAAAGGCUUCACUGAUGAGGCAAAAUGUAGAUUUGUGGACACACUGUUUACAUAUGCCUUGGAUAAAAAUGUGAAAAAAUAAUAAAACAGUAUUACAGAAA
Messenger RNA from Epinephelus fuscoguttatus (brown-marbled grouper), 12363 nucleotides. Its product is annotated as solute carrier organic anion transporter family member 5A1-like. The record is from RefSeq and is a predicted model, not a curated record. Gene Ontology annotation, biological process: transmembrane transport; sodium-independent organic anion transport. Bases 468 to 3131 code for a protein of 887 amino acids. NCBI's taxonomy places the organism in Eukaryota, Metazoa, Chordata, Actinopteri, Perciformes, Serranidae. The transcript is spliced from 10 exons. Gene Ontology annotation, cellular component: membrane. Gene Ontology annotation, molecular function: protein binding.